AUGAUGGAAAGGUCUACACCCAAUAUAAGCUAUCAGGCUUGGAGAAGAGAUCCUAAGACUGGACCACCUCAGUAUAGGAGUCGAACUGUGUAUGAAGAUACCAGUCCGGAAAUGGUGAGGGAUUUCUUCUGGGAUGAAGAAUUUAGAUUAAAAUGGGUAGACUUCUUGCUUGUUUUUUUUUUUUAUUUGAUGAUUUUUGACAGAGAGUACAUAAUAGGCCGACGGAUUUGGGAGUCUGGACGAACUUAUUAUUGCGUAACAAAGCCGAAUCAAAGAGAGACGGCCAGCCAACUGCAUGCGAAGUUGUUCUCGGUAUUCGCCAUGGCCCAAAUCAACUCCAAAUUUAGUGCCUCUGGCGAUGAUUCUCUGGAAUUGGAGGAGAGCCCGAGCAAGGUUUGGACAAUAAGUCGCCACCUGGCAGAGGUGGCUUUCCUAAGAUGCUCGUUUUGGGUGGGGCCCUUGCACUUGCUUGCACUCUUGAUCGAGGGCUCUUGA
Molecule: messenger RNA, 495 nt
Organism: Striga asiatica
Lineage: Eukaryota; Viridiplantae; Streptophyta; Magnoliopsida; Lamiales; Orobanchaceae
Source: the annotation of a GenBank genome assembly